GGACUGGCAGCCUCACAGCCGCAGUGGAAACUGCUUCAGGCCGCAAGGCACUGGUGGUGGGGAAACCGAACACGUACAUGUUUGAUUGCAUCGUGGAGCGUUUCGGCGUCGACCCGUCCCGCACCCUCAUGGUGGGAGAUCGUCUGGAGACAGACAUCCUCUUUGGCAAGAACUGCGGCCUCUCCACCAUCCUCACCCUGACGGGAGUCUCCCGCCUGGAAGAGGCGCAGGCCUACAUGGCCAGUGACAGCGCCGCCGCCAAGGAUAUGGUGCCCAAUUACUAUGUGGACAGCAUUGCAGACUUGAUACCAGGUCUGGAUGAGUAG
Messenger RNA from Nestor notabilis (Kea), 326 nucleotides. RefSeq names its product pyridoxal phosphate phosphatase-like. Gene Ontology annotation, molecular function: pyridoxal phosphatase activity. The record is from RefSeq and is a predicted model, not a curated record. The annotation marks the transcript as partial. NCBI's taxonomy places the organism in Eukaryota, Metazoa, Chordata, Aves, Psittaciformes, Psittacidae. Gene Ontology annotation, cellular component: cytoplasm. The transcript has a single exon.